Notothenia coriiceps (black rockcod) is the source of this 1187-nucleotide messenger RNA. Its product is annotated as glutamate receptor ionotropic, kainate 1-like. The record is from RefSeq and is a predicted model, not a curated record. The transcript has 9 exons. Lineage: Eukaryota; Metazoa; Chordata; Actinopteri; Perciformes; Nototheniidae. The annotation marks the transcript as partial.
GCGGUAUAUUUGAGACCAGGGAGAGUGAGUUAGUCAGCAUGGACGAGCUGGCGUUCAAAUUUGCUGUAAAUAACAUAAACCGCAACAAGACCCUGAUGCCCAACACGACUCUCACCUACGACAUUCAGAGGAUCAACCUCUUUGAUGGCUUUGAGGCUUCAAGGAGAGUAUGUGACCAGCUGGCUCUGGGGGUGGUCGCGGUGUUCGGCCCGUCUCACAGCUCCUCGGUCAGCGCCGUCCAGUCUAUCUGCAACGCUCUGGAGGUCCCUCACAUCCAGACCCGCUGGAAACACCCGUCGGUGAACAACAAAGACACCUUCUUCAUCAACCUGUAUCCCGAGUACACCGCCAUCGCCAGGGCCAUCCUGGACGUGGUCACGUUCUUCAAAUGGAGGAAGCUGACUGUGGUUUAUGAGGACAGCACAGGACUGAUGCGGAUGCAGGAGUUAAUCAAAGCUCCGGCAAAGUUCAACCUGAAGAUCAAGAUCCGCCAGCUGACCCCCGGCAACCAGGAUGCCCGACCGCUGCUGAAGGAACUGAAGAAAGACAAGGAGUUCUUUAUUCUCUUCGACUGCUCCUAUCGCAUGGCAGCGGAGCUCCUGAAGCAGCUCUCAUCAAUGGGAAUGAUGACCGAGUACUACCAUUUCUUUUUCACGACUUUGGAUCUGUUUGCGUUGGACUUGGAGCCGUACCGCUACAGCGGGGUCAACAUGACCGGCUUCAGACUGCUGAACUUUGACCACCCCUUGGUAGCUUCCACUAUGGAUAAGUGGGCUAUGGAAAGACUGCAAGGUCCAAAACAAGAGAGUGGCCUGAUGGACGGAAUCAUGACUACAGAUGCUGCCUUGAUGUACGACGCAGUGUUCAUGGUUGCCGUGGCGUCGCAGCGAGCCACUCAGAUGACCGUCAGCUCGCUGCAGUGUCACCGACACAAACCCUGGCGCUUCGGACCUCGCUUCAUGAACCUCUUCAAAGAGGCACAGUGGGACGGACUGACAGGGCACAUUGUUCUUAAUAAGACCGACGGCCUGAGGAAAGACUUUGAUUUGGACAUCAUCAGCCUCAAAGAGGACGGCAGUGCCAGGGGUUUUGUGGAGGCAGGAAGUCGCCUCACGAAAAGGUGGAUCAAGUUGGCAGACAGACAGGUAUGGGGGGAGGCAGCAGCUGUCAAGGUGCAGCAGCAGUGA